Cercocebus atys (sooty mangabey) is the source of this 1206-nucleotide messenger RNA. RefSeq names its product ribosome-binding protein 1-like. The record is from RefSeq and is a predicted model, not a curated record. The coding region runs from base 1 to 1206 and encodes 401 amino acids. NCBI's taxonomy places the organism in Eukaryota, Metazoa, Chordata, Mammalia, Primates, Cercopithecidae. The transcript is spliced from 5 exons.
AUGCAUGUGAGUAUACAUAAAGGAGUCAAACUCUAUAUCUGCCACGUCUGUGGAAAGUCUAGGCUCCUUUCUGCCCGUGGACGCCGCCGAAGAAGCAUCGUUAAAGUCUCUCUUCUCCCUGCCGUCAUGUCUAAGUCAGAGUCUCCUAAAGAGCCCGAACAGCUGAGGAAGCUCUUCAUUGGAGGGUUGAGCUUUGAAACAACCGAUGAGAGCCUGAGGAGCCAAGAGACACCGAAGAACCAUCACCUAAGAGAUUAUUUUGAACAACUCCGUGAUAAGAUUGUCAUCAGAAAUGACCAUACUGGUGGAAUGGCCAACUGUGAAGUUCGGACAACAAGCCCUGUCAACAGCAAGAGAAUGGCGAGUGCUCAUCCAGCAAAAGGGUCGAAGUGGUUCUGGAAACUUUGGGGUGGUCGUGGAGGCGUGGGUUUUCGGUGGAGAAUGACAACUUCCGCGGUCGUGAGGAACUCAGUGGUCGUUGGUGUGCUUUUGGUGGUCAGCCGUGGCAAGGCAAAGCAAGGCAAGGCACAAGCCAAAACAGGGCAAGGCACAAGGCAUGGUAAAUCAAGGCACAAGGCGAGACAAUGCAAAGCACAAGGCAAGGCAAGGCAAGGCACAAGGCAAGGCAAGGCACAAGGCAAGGCAAAGCACAAGGCAAGGCAAGGCACAAGGCAAGGCAAAGUCAGGCAAGGCACAAGGCAAGGCAACGCAAGGCACAAGGCAAGGCAAGGCAAGCCACAGGCAAAGCACGGGCAAGGCACAAGACAAUGCAAGUCAAGGCAAAGCAAGGCAAGGCACAAGGCAAAGCAAAGUAAGGCAAUGCAAGACACAAGGCAAGGCAAGGCACAAGGCAAAGCAGAAGGGAAGGCAAGGCACAAAGCAAGGGAAGGUAAGGCACAAAGCAAGGCACAAGACAAGGCAAGGCACAAGGCAAAGCAAGGGAAGGCAAGACAAGGCAUGGUAAGGCAAGGCACAAGGCAAGGCAAGUUACAAGGCAAGGCAAGGCAAGGCAUAAGCCAAGGCAAGGAACAAGGCAAGUCAAAUCAAGGUACAAGGCCAGGCAAGGGAAAGCAAAAGGCAAGGCAAGGGAAAGCACAAGGCAAGGCAAGGCACAAGGCAAGUGAAGGGAAGCAAGGCACAAAGCAAGUCAAGGCACCAAGCAAGUCAAGGCACCAGGCAAGGCAAGGCACAAAGCAAGACAAGUGA